Notechis scutatus (mainland tiger snake) is the source of this 687-nucleotide messenger RNA. Lineage: Eukaryota; Metazoa; Chordata; Lepidosauria; Squamata; Elapidae. The record is from RefSeq and is a predicted model, not a curated record.
AUGGACAAGGAUAUAGAGACAUGGGUGGGAACGUGCAACCAAUGCCAAAAAUCCAGGCCUAUACCCCCUGCCACGCCGGUGCUCAGCUGGGAAACACCGAGGGGACCCUGGUCGAGAAUCCAUAUCGAUUUCGCAGGACUGACAAAGGGACACACUUUUUUAAUAACAGUAGAUGCUUACUCAAAUUGGUUGGAAGUAAGCACCAUGAACUCCACAACCACAGAAGCCAUCAUCAGACAGCUGAGGAAGCUGUUCGCAACACACUGGUUGCCGGACUUAUUGGUUUCAGACAACGGGCCGCAAUUCACGGCAUUGACAUUUGAAAAAUUCCUCGCAGAACUGGGCAUAAGGCAUGCCCUGACAGCGCCGGGUCGGCCGGCUAUGAACGGGCAGGCGGAACGCAUGGUUCAGUACACGAAAGAGACCCUAGAGAAACUAGACACGGGGGACAUCCAAGAAAAAAUCUGCAAAAUGCUAGCCAUACAACAUAUCACACCCAACACCACCACAAAUAAAAGCCCUGCCGAACUGUUAAUGGGCAGGAAAUUAAGAUCACACUUGGAUAGACUUCACCCCACAUACAGCCCUGAAAAACCAACAGAGUCCUCCAGCAAACACCACACAUUCGGAACAUGGGACCUAGUCUACGCAAAAAACGUAUCCCACUGUGGAUACCCGCCAAAAUAA